AUGGAGGCGAAGAAUUUCACUGUUUGGGAUUACGUUGUAUUUUCAGCCCUGUUUGUUGUUUCCUGUGGAAUUGGAGUAUUCUUUGCCAUUAAGGAGAGAAAAAAGGCAACUUCUCGGGAGUUCCUGGUAGGGGGAAGGCAAAUGAGUUUUGGCCCUGUAGCCUUAUCUCUGACGGCCAGUUUCAUGUCGGCUGUCACUGUCUUGGGGACGCCCUCCGAGGUCUACCGCUUUGGGGCAUCCUUCCUUAUUUUCUUUAUUUCAUAUACAUUUGUCGUCAUCUUCACCUCAGAGCUCUUUCUGCCUGUGUUCUACAGAUCUGGCAUCACUAGCACUUAUGAGUACCUACAACUACGAUUCAAUAAAGUGGUUCGCUAUGCAGCAACUGUCAUCUAUAUUGUGCAGACGAUUCUCUACACAGGUGUGGUGGUAUAUGCUCCUGCCUUGGCACUCAAUCAAGUGACUGGGUUUGAUCUCUGGGGCUCUGUGUUUGCAACAGGAAUUGUUUGCACAUUCUACUGUACCCUGGGAGGAUUAAAAGCAGUGGUGUGGACAGAUGCAUUUCAGAUGGUUGUCAUGAUUGUGGGCUUCUUAUCAGUUCUCAUUCAAGGAUCAGCUCUCAAUGGUGGAUUACAAAAUGUAUUAGAGCAAGCAACAAAUGGAUCCCGACUACAUAUAAUUGAUUUUGAUGUAGAUCCCCUCCGCCGGCACACUUUUUGGACAAUAACAGUGGGAGGAACUUUUACGUGGCUUGGAAUCUAUGGAGUUAAUCAAUCAACCAUCCAAAGAUGUAUCUCUUGCAAAACAGAGAAGCAUGCUAAGCUUGCCUUGUACUUUAACUUGUUGGGUCUCUGGAUCAUUCUGGCAUGUGCUGUCUUCUCUGGAUUGAUCAUGUACUCCUACUUCAAAGACUGCGAUCCUUGGACUUCUGGUAUUAUCUCAGCACCAGACCAGCUGAUGCCUUAUUUUGUCAUGGAGAUAUUUGACACAAUGCCAGGACUUCCAGGACUUUUUGUGGCUUGUGCCUUUAGUGGAACUCUGAGCACCGUGGCUGCCAGCAUCAAUGCCCUAGCAACAGUGACCUUUGAGGAUUUUGUCAAGAGCUGUUUUCCCCAUCUCUCUGACAAGCUGAGCACCUGGAUCAGUAAAGGCUUAUGUCUCUUGUUUGGCAUCAUGUGCACCUCCAUGGCUGUGGCUGCAUCUCUCCUGGGGGGUGUUGUACAGGCUGCCCUCAGCAUCCAUGGCAUGUGUGGAGGACCAAUGUUGGGUUUAUUCACUCUGGGACUCGUGUUCCCUUUUGUGAACUGGAAGGGUGCACUAGGAGGCCUUGUUACUGGAAUCACUUUGUCAUUUUGGGUAGCCAUUGGGGCCUUUGUUUACCCUGCACCAGACUCUAAGACAUGGCCUUUGUCGCUAUCAACAGACCAGUGUCCAAAUGUGACGACAGCAGCACCACCAAUGCUAUCCAGCAGGCCUGCCAUUGCUGAUUCCUGGUACUCGCUCUCCUACCUUUACUUCAGUGCUGUGGGCUGCCUAGGAUGCAUUGCUGCUGGAGUAAUCAUUAGCUUCAUAACAGGUCCCCAAAGAGGCAAGGAUGUUGACCCACUCUUAAUUAGACCAGUUUGCAAUUUAUUUUGCUUUUGGUCUAAGAAAUACAAAACUCUGUGCUGGUGUGGAGUUCAGCAUGACCGUGGGACAGAGCAGGACAACCUUGAGAAUGCCUGGAAACAAGGGAAUGAAUCUGUAUUGCAGAAUGGACUCCAGCAAGAAGGCCUGGCUCAUGUUCCAGGAUCUGAUCCCAAGGACAAAAGCCAAAACAAUAUGGCAUUAGAGAAAAUUACUUAUUUCUAGGACAAUACAUGCAAGUGUGUGCACACACACUAACACACA
Sciurus carolinensis (gray squirrel) is the source of this 1887-nucleotide messenger RNA. It is a transcript of the gene Slc5a12, whose product is annotated as solute carrier family 5 member 12. Gene Ontology annotation, molecular function: lactate transmembrane transporter activity; symporter activity. Gene Ontology annotation, biological process: transmembrane transport; sodium ion transport. Bases 1 to 1848 code for a protein of 615 amino acids. The record is from RefSeq and is a predicted model, not a curated record. Gene Ontology annotation, cellular component: membrane. The transcript is spliced from 15 exons. NCBI's taxonomy places the organism in Eukaryota, Metazoa, Chordata, Mammalia, Rodentia, Sciuridae.